Lucilia cuprina (Australian sheep blowfly) is the source of this 1870-nucleotide messenger RNA. RefSeq names its product pickpocket protein 28. Gene Ontology annotation, cellular component: membrane. Gene Ontology annotation, molecular function: ligand-gated sodium channel activity. The coding region runs from base 112 to 1818 and encodes 568 amino acids. The record is from RefSeq and is a predicted model, not a curated record. The transcript is spliced from 2 exons. NCBI's taxonomy places the organism in Eukaryota, Metazoa, Arthropoda, Insecta, Diptera, Calliphoridae. Gene Ontology annotation, biological process: sodium ion transmembrane transport.
CAAAUACCUCAUGGCUGAUGCUUCUAACUAAAUGAAUACAAUUUUCUUAAUUUGUUUCGGAUUGUUUUUAAAUUUCUUGUAAAUAAAUGUAAAUUGUUUUUUUAAUAAAAAAUGCAAUCAAAAAAAUAUGAUAUCAGUGCAAAUAACAGCAACAACAAUAUCAAAGGCGACAUUCAAAGCAUCUCGCUCGAAUGUUUAAAUAAUGAAGUGAUAAGUGAACAUAAAAAGAAAUCUUUGUGGCAGGGUAUCAAACAAAUAUAUUUUGAAUACUGUUCCAAUACCUCUAUACAUGGUGUGCAAUAUUUGGGAGAAGCACGACCAUGGAAGGAAAAGUUUUUCUGGUUAUGCGUUUUUAUUGUGUCUAUAUACUGCUGUUCAAAUCUAAUUGAAAAUAUUUACAUUAAAUGGAAUGAAACUCCGGUAAUUGUAAGUUUUUCGGAAAAAUCUACACCUGUAUGGAGUAUACCAUUUCCCGCGGUAACAAUAUGUUCUGAAACUAAAAGGGUUUUAAAAACAGAAGGUUUAAACUUUGGUGAAAUGCUGGAAAUGUUAAAGUUAAGUGUUCAAGAUAAAAAUGCUUUUAAGCCGAAUUUAAACACCACCGAAGAGCUGCAUGAAUUUUUAACUUUGCUACACAUUUGUAGAACGGAAACAAUUGAUGAAGGGAUACCACGCUUAGUUACGGAACCUAUAGAUUACUUUCAAGUAUUGAGUAGAAUGUUGCCAAGCUUCGAAAGACAUUUCUUUUAUUGCAAGUGGUUUAGUCAUUUUGGCGAGUGUGAUGAACUUUUUACCCCCACUUAUACCGAAGAGGGCAUUUGCUUUACUUUCAAUGGUUUAAAUAGUUCUGAUUUGUAUCGUGAAAAUACUUAUCAAUAUCAAAGAGCCGGUAUAGAAGCAAGAUCCAGUAUUACGCUUAAUCGCACUCUAAGCUGGUCCUUAGAAGAUGGCUACAAUGAGGACUCCACUGUGCGCACUUAUCCGGCAAGAGUUUUAGGUGCUGGCACCAGAGCUGGCCUUUUUGUGGCGUUACAAAGUUUCAAACAAGAAGUGGACUAUGCUUGUCGUGGUCCUAUACAGGGUUUUAAAGUUCUCCUGCACCCACCCAAUGAUGUACCUUUGGUGUCCAAGCAAUUUGUGCGCAUACCCAUGAGCAAAGAAGUUUCUAUAGCAGUUAGGCCAAAUAUGAUUACAACAUCGUCCGGUAUAUCUGAGUAUCAUCCACAUCGGCGUCAAUGCUUUUUAAAUAGUGAACGUCAUUUAAAAUUUUUCAAAAUUUACACACAAAACAAUUGCGAAUUGGAGUGUUUAACUAAUUUUACUUAUAGCAAAUGCGGUUGUGUUAAAUUCUCAAUGCCUCGUACUCUUGAUAUGCCGGUGUGCGGUGAGGAUAAAAUUCAUUGUUACAAUCGUGCCGAAGAUGAUCUUUUAUUCAAGGAGUUUAGUGAAGGUCUUAAAAAUACUGAUUUCAAUUAUAGAGGUGAAACGGAGUGUAAUUGUAUGCCUGCCUGUACAUCUCUAGUCUAUAAUACUGAAAUUUCCCAAGCUAAUUUCGAUUUGGAAGAUAUGCUAAAGGCAGCAGGUGAUAUGGAUUUUUUUGAAGAAUUUCCUGGUUCACAAAUGACACGUUUGGCGAUAUAUUUCAAGGAGAGUCAAUUUAUAACCUCCAAACGUUCUGAACUUUAUGGUGUUACUGAUUUUUUAGCCAAUUGUGGUGGCAUUUUUGGUUUAUUUAUGGGUUUUUCCAUACUAAGUAUGGUCGAAAUGAUGUAUCAUUUUUCGCUGCGUUUAUGGUCGAAUAUGUCAAGGAAUUUAUAAAAAUUUAUUUAUAAGUUUUAUUCGUUUGUUUGUAUAGUAUUCUUUGUAAUUU